AUGUCCCCCGCAUCCGCAGACAUACCCAUCAUCGACCUCUCCGGUCCCCAAGAAGAUGUAGCAAAGCAACUAGUCGACGCCGCAGCCGACCACGGCUUCAUCUACAUCCAGAACCUCGGCCACGACAUACCCGCAGCGAGCAUCGACGACGCAUUUGCCCUGUCCAAAAAGCUGUUCAGCGCACCGCUAGACGAAAAGCAAGCGUGCUCCAUCCAAACCAACAAUCGAGGAUGGACGAGCAUGCAUGCCGAGACAUUGGACCCCCAGAACCAAAAGGUACUCACCCUCGCUAUCAAUCCCCUCCACCACGUAGCAAUAUACGCGGAGCGCCUGCUAAGAGUCACAAGGUGGGAGAUUUCAAAGAGUGAGCAACCGCGCAUUCACAAACCCCUAGACCGUCGCCCAUCCCGGCCUAACCUGGACCUCAGAGCCUUCAACUUUGGCGAAUUCAUAAACAACAAAGCCCAGCAGCCUCUGCCGCCCACCGUUGCCGCCGACGAGGCCCGUUUCUCCGCCUUUGCCGACCUCUGCCGCGCCCUGUGUUUUAAAAUCCUCGCCCUCCUAGGCCAGGGUCUCCAAGUGGGCGACUUCUUCUCCUCGGCACACUUCAAAUUCCCCUCUGGCAGCGGCACCAUACUCCGCUUCCUGCGCUAUCCGCCGCCGUCGAGCACGUCCCACACCGUCGACGAUGUUCGUGCAGGUGCCCAUUCCGACUACGGUUCCAUUACGCUUCUCUUCCGUCUCAGGGGCCAGGCUGGUCUUGAAAUCCUCAAAAAGGACGGGACGUGGGCGCCUGUCCCCGUCUCACCGCCGGGUACUGAAAAUGAUCCCAGCCCACCUAUCUUAAUCAACAUUGGCGACUUGCUGUCGUAUUGGACCAACGGGCUCUUCAGAAGUACCGUUCAUAGAGUGGUGUUUCCUACGAACGGUGCAGAAGGGGUGGAGGGAGAGAGCAGUACUGACCCGCGAUACUCGAUUGCCUUCUUUUGUCAUCCCAUGGACGAUGCCUUGCUGGAGCCUGUGCCGAGUGAGCGCGUCAGGGGCUUCGUCGAGGAGGGUGUGGUGAAGAAUCCGUAUGCCGAGAGAAGGGUUUUGACGGCAGGGGAACAUUUGCUCAUGAGGUUGAGGGAGACCUACGGGACCUUGUAUGAGGACAAAAAGGACUGA
Messenger RNA from Metarhizium acridum CQMa 102, 1167 nucleotides. RefSeq lists its product as uncharacterized. The record is from RefSeq and is a predicted model, not a curated record. Lineage: Eukaryota; Fungi; Ascomycota; Sordariomycetes; Hypocreales; Clavicipitaceae.